Molecule: messenger RNA, 795 nt
Organism: Carya illinoinensis
Lineage: Eukaryota; Viridiplantae; Streptophyta; Magnoliopsida; Fagales; Juglandaceae
Product: membrane metalloprotease ARASP, chloroplastic-like
Exons: 2
Coding region: 1-795 (264 amino acids)
Biological process (GO): proteolysis
Cellular component (GO): membrane
Molecular function (GO): metalloendopeptidase activity; protein binding
Source: RefSeq, a predicted model, not a curated record
AUGAUCCAGAGAGUGGCAUUCCAGUCGAUGAUGAAAAUUUGCUCAACAGGAGUAUUUCCUGUCGGUUUGCCUGUACGAGAGGCCUUCCCUGGGGUGCUUGUGCCCGAGGUUCUACCGUUUUCGGCUGCUUCCCGAGAUGGUUUGCUUCCGGGCGAUAUAAUACUUGCGGUCAAUGGAAAUAAACUGCCAAAAGCUGGGCCUAGUGCGGUUUCUGAGCUUGUUGAUGUAAUUAAGAAAAAUCCGAAAAGAAAUGUGUUGCUCAAGAUUGAGAGGGGGGAGGAGGAUUUUCAAAUUGGAGUCACCCCAGAUGAGAAUAUCGAUGGGACUGGUAAAACUGGUGUUCAAUUAUCACCAAAUGUAAAGAUUUCAGAAGUUUUUCCAAAGAAUUUAUUGGAGGCUUUUGCUUAUACUGGGAAGGAAUUGUGGGGUCUUCCAUCUAAUGUUUUGGAUAGCUUAAAACAGACAUUUCUAAAUUUCUCCCUAUCUGCGAGCAAGGUUUCAGGUCCUGUGGCUAUAAUUGCUGUCGGUGCUGAAGUAGCAAGGUCAAAUAUUGAUGGGCUUUACCAAUUUGCUGCAGUGCUUAAUAUUAACCUUGCAGUAAUAAAUCUUCUUCCAUUUCCUGCUUUAGAUGGGGGUUCCUUAGCUUUGAUCCUCAUGGAGGGGGGUGGGAGAAAGCUCCCUCUAGAACUAGAGCAGAGGAUUAUGUCAUCAGGAAUCAUGCUUGUUAUACUCCUAGGGACGUUCCUUGUUAUACGGGACACAUUUAACCUUAAUUUCAUAAAAAAUUUGCCGUGA